AUGGCGCGCCUUUGCCCUGGUCUGUCCAUGGUCACCGGUGCUUACCUAGUGCUUGGGUACCACAGAUACUUGGUCUUGGUACCUGUUGUUGGUGUGGUUGCUCAUGUUCUGCCUAGUUGGCCCAGCUGGGCACUGCUGUGCCUCAUCUCGUCGAGUCCAACUAAUAAAACCAUCCUCCCCGUUCGUGUGUUUCUACCCUUUUACCUCGUUCCUCACCUCUUCUGA
Molecule: messenger RNA, 225 nt
Organism: Colletotrichum paranaense
Lineage: Eukaryota; Fungi; Ascomycota; Sordariomycetes; Glomerellales; Glomerellaceae
Exons: 1
Coding region: 1-225 (74 amino acids)
Source: RefSeq, a predicted model, not a curated record